AUGCCGCCACUCGGGCAUCCGAUGCGGGCAAGAGCGAUCGGCUUGUACAAAGAACUCCACCGUCUAGGAAGAGACUAUCCAGAUCCCAAGUACAAUUUCUUGGGGAAACUACGCAGCAUGUUUGAAAGAAAUGCGCAUCUGACCGACGACAAGGAGAUCAAGGCUAAACUCGACCUGGCAGAGUUUGUCAAGAAAGAGACAGAAACUCUGUACUCGCUCAAAAAAUAUAGGACGAUGCGCCGACGUUAUGUUCAGGAAUAG
Molecule: messenger RNA, 261 nt
Organism: Mycosarcoma maydis (corn smut)
Lineage: Eukaryota; Fungi; Basidiomycota; Ustilaginomycetes; Ustilaginales
Exons: 3
Coding region: 1-261 (86 amino acids)
Biological process (GO): respiratory electron transport chain
Cellular component (GO): mitochondrion
Source: RefSeq, a predicted model, not a curated record